This is a messenger RNA of Cydia pomonella (codling moth), 1908 nucleotides long. RefSeq lists its product as uncharacterized. Bases 150 to 1859 code for a protein of 569 amino acids. NCBI's taxonomy places the organism in Eukaryota, Metazoa, Arthropoda, Insecta, Lepidoptera, Tortricidae. The transcript has a single exon. The record is from RefSeq and is a predicted model, not a curated record.
AUGAUGUCUUAAAUUAUCAUAAUUAUUACAUAUUUGUUUACGCUUUUAUUAUUUACAUUUUAUACACCGCAGAGUCUAAGUUACUUAGAUUUUUUUCAUUUGUAAAAGCGUGUUAUACUCGACUGGAUGCAUUGUAUUGUUCAGUCAACAUGAAUAUUUCGUUCCUAUUCUUAGCCUCAGUUUUGUCUGAAAGAAAAUGUUUGGAUUUUAGAGAAACUGCGUCUUUGAUUGCUAAUUCAGAGUUUCUAUAUCGAAAAAUAACUUCUAUAGUGUGGUGGCAAGUUUCAGAUCAAGUAGAUGAUUAUCUGUUAAGUUAUCAAGGAUCGGUGAAGACAAUAGACAUGAAUUUCAGCUUCAAUCAAUCUAUAGCUUUGGAACAAGCGAUCUUGUUUGUAACAUCGACUGAGGAAUUCCUUGAAAUUGCAAUGAAUUUGGACAAGAAAAUAACCUCUCCGGGUAAAGUGGUAACAAUUUUAUCGAAUCCAAACGAACUAAGUGAUAUUACGAAAGUUGCUUGGAAAUAUGAUAUAGCUGAUUUAAUUAUACUGACGAAAGAAAACCAAACUGUAUCUAUGUACACGUAUUAUCCGUAUAGCAAUAAUGAAUGUGGCAGUACAGCUCCAGUUAAAGUUGACUUUAAGAAAAAGUUUUUUCCGAGGAAGUUUAAGAAUCUGUUUGGAUGCGAAACCAGAUUGGGAAGUGUAACAGCUCCCCCGUAUUCUAGAUUAGAAUGUGUCAAUGGUUCGUCUCCUUCGUAUAAAGGAAUUCUUGGUAGCCUGGUGAAGCUUAUAGUUGAUCAUAUGAAUACAACACUCAAAGUUUUAUGUAUUUUAGGCACAGAUCAAAAAAUGAUUAAUGAUCUUGAACACAAAACGGUUCAUAUUCUCACCUCAGUGAUAUAUACUCAAGAUUUCUUAGCAACGCAGAACACUCCUGUUUACCACUUUUUUGAAAGUGUUUGGUGUGGACCUCCACAACGGGAAAUGUAUACACAUGUCAAAGUAUUAGUACCUAUGUUGAGUAACUUUACAGUUUUCCUCUGCGCUACUUAUCUAAUACUUGUUGCUGUGUUGAAAAUAAUUGACAGGCUUAUUAGAGAACCACGCAACAAGACCUCCCACAUGGCUUGGAAGGCUUUCGCGGUUCUGUUGGGACAGAGCUUCCGCUCUGAUUCGAAAUAUUGGCUAAUAAAUUAUCUUUUCAUGCUAUGGUUCUGGUUCAGUUUGGUGUACAAUAUUGCUUACCAAGGAUUGUUAGUGACAGGUCUUCAGACGAAAUACCUGGAGCCUCGUUUCGAUAACAUAAAACACGCUAUAAGUUUAGUAGACGGCUACGGGGGAACAAUAAGGCAGAGAAUCUUAUACAAUGACACUCCUAUAUUUGACAAGUACCAGGUCAUGGAGUUACAUGAAAUGUUUUCAUACCUGUCCCCGAUAUCGAGGGGUAAGCGGUUUCUGAUUCUAACAGUAAAAUUAGUAUUACUGGGGUACAAAUCAUUGCAGAUUUUUCAGGAAGUUAAUCAUGUACCGAUGACUAUGUCUUUGACUCCAAGGUGGGGAGGUGGUGUGGAAAUAAUCUCAACCCAGACCCGACUGAUAGAAGGCGGUUUCUUUGAGAAAAUUCUUGUCGAUGAGAAACGGGCUAUUGAAAGUAGAGAAGCCAAGUUACGUGUUUCUUCAGAUUUUCAAUCAGGGCAUUUGGAUUUUAAAACGCUCUGCACGUGCUUCUAUGGUUUGGGUGUGAUGAGUGUGGUAUGUUUUGUUAUAUUUUUAAUAGAGCUGCUUUACCAUCGGCUAGUAACACCCGCAAAAGGAAAGCUAAUGCAAAAUUUAGAUAAUAAUAAACUUCAUGCGUCGUAACUAUUAAAUUAACUUAGUACCAAAUUGUAUUAAAAAUACACCAAUUUAU